Messenger RNA from Sinocyclocheilus anshuiensis, 2941 nucleotides. RefSeq names its product calreticulin 3b (gene calr3b). The record is from RefSeq and is a predicted model, not a curated record. Gene Ontology annotation, biological process: protein folding; ERAD pathway. Bases 86 to 1339 code for a protein of 417 amino acids. Gene Ontology annotation, cellular component: endoplasmic reticulum; endoplasmic reticulum membrane. Gene Ontology annotation, molecular function: calcium ion binding. Lineage: Eukaryota; Metazoa; Chordata; Actinopteri; Cypriniformes; Cyprinidae. The transcript is spliced from 9 exons.
GCGCUUCUCCAGAGCCACCACGGAUAAACCGAGCGCAGCAGAGCGCGAGAGGGAGUGUGCAGGCUAUUUCUUGAAAUUAUCGAAAAUGCAAAUGAUUACAUUAUUCCAUAUCGUUUCUGCCUUAUUAUUGGCACUGGCUGUCAAUGCAGAGGUGUACUUUAAAGAGCAGUUUCUGGAUGGAGAUGCCUGGAAGAGUCGAUGGCUGAACUCAGAGCACAAGUCUGACUAUGGCCAGUUCAAACUGACUUCUGGAAACUUCUAUGGAGACGCUGAGAAAGACAAGGGUCUGCAGAGCAGUCAGGAUGCCCGUUUCUACGCCACCUCUGCCCGCUUCGAGCCCUUCAGCAACGAGGGCAAGCCUCUGGUGAUCCAGUUCACCAUCAAACACGAGCAGAAGAUCGACUGCGGAGGCGGAUACGUUAAAGUCUUCCCGGCUGAUCUCAACCAGGCUGGCAUGCACGGAGACUCCCAGUAUUACAUCAUGUUCGGGCCUGAUAUCUGUGGCUACAGCACCAAGAAGGUUCACGUCAUCUUCAACUACAAAGGCAAGAACCACCUCAUCAAGAAAGAUAUCAAAUGCAAGGAUGAUGAAUUGACUCACUUGUACACAUUGAUCCUGAAUCCGGAUCAGACGUAUGAGGUGAAGAUCGACAAUGAGAUGGUGGAGUCCGGCUCUCUGGAGGAGGACUGGGACUUCCUGCCCCCAAAGAAGAUCAAGGACCCCGAAGCCAAGAAACCUGAGGACUGGGACGACCACGCCAUGAUCGACGACGAGACGGACACCAAACCUGAGGACUGGGAUAAGCCUGAGAAUAUUCCCGAUCCUGAUGCCAAGAAGCCAGACGACUGGGAUGAGGAUAUGGACGGAGAGUGGGAACCUGCCAUGAUCCCAAACCCGGAGUACAAGGGUGAGUGGAAACCCAAACAGAUUGAUAACCCCAACUACAAGGGCGUCUGGGUGCAUCCUGAAAUCGACAACCCUGAAUACACUCCUGAUGCCGAGAUCUACAAAUUCGACAACAUUGGAGUCAUUGGGCUGGAUCUCUGGCAGGUGAAAUCCGGCACUAUAUUUGACAACUUCCUCAUCACAGACGACGUGAAGGAAGCUGAGGAUUUCGGAAAUGAAACGUGGGGUGCUACAAAGGGUCCCGAGAAGAAAAUGAAGGAGGAACAGGAUGAGAAGAAACGCAAAGAGGAGGAGGAGAAGAACAAGGAGCAGAGCACAGAAGCAGAUGAGGGGGAGGAAGAGGAGGAGGAUGAAGGCGAGGAGGAAGAGGACGAGACAGACGAGCCUCCAGAGGAGGAAGAAGACGAUGCGCUUCCCAAAGACGAACUGUAACGCAGGAAGUAGAUUACCGUUCACAUUCCGUGGUUUCCAGGGAAACGACUGCAGUGCAUUCAUUCUAAUUUGAGACGGCGAUGAUGUCGUGAUGAUGUCAUACAGGGCAACAGGGCGACCGGAAGUUCUCAACCUAUACGUUUAAUUUGUGACCAUUGAGCUUGAACGAGCCAGUUUUUUGUUAUUGAAGAGUUUUCUGUACAGUACCAGGAGUCUGAUAUAUUUGACAUCUUUAAUGCUGAUCUAUGAUCAGUUUAUUGUGCAUUUCAUGUUUGUAAAAUCAAUGCCCAUAUUAGUUCAUGACGUUGGUGUUAGUUUGAAGGAACUAGACUAAAUUAAUAAAGUUUACUUGAAUUACAGUUAUGAUUAUGGAAGGCCGUUUUCACCACGGAAUACAAAAAGAAAAAAGAUAAUCGCGACUUUGUAGCUCACAAUUCAGACGACUUCAUGUAAUUCUCAGUUUAUGUCUCACAAUUGGGACUUUUGUCUCGGAGUUCCGAGGAAAACAAUUAGAAUUGUGAGAUAUAAACUCAUAAUACUGAGGAAAAAGUGUGAAUUGUAAGAUUUAAACUCAAAAUUGUGAGAUAUAAAGUAAAAAUUGAGAUAUGAACUCAUAGCUCUGAGAUAAAAGUAUGAAUUGUGAGAAGUCAUAUUUAUCUUAAUUUAUUUAUUUAUUCUGUGGUGGAAAAAAAACAACUCAGAAUUGCAAGCAAAAAGUCAGAAAACUGGGUUUAUAUCUCACAAUUCUGAUUUUUUUUUUGUGAGAAAGAAGUCUGAACUGUGACAUAAAAAGUCACAAUUACAUUUUUAUUUGGGUUUUUUCCCGUAGUGGAAACGGACUUCCAUAUACAGUAAAGAAUGUUACUGGGAGGUUACACGGUUGUUUCUCCGCAUUGCAGAAAUGUGAUGAGCAACGAAACUGAAUAGUGGAGGAUGGUGAUUUUCGCCCUAUUGUUAUUAAUAAGAGAUUAAUCAGAUCACAGGCUGGGUUUCAAACUAUAGUCCUCAUUUCUGAAACAUGAGCAGAACAAAAUCAUUUUUGCGUAAAUUGUUGCAGGAAAACGUAUAAUGAUUUACGCAAAUUCAUUCUGCUUGUGUUUCAUCAAUGAGGGCUGAUGAAUGUUUGUACUGUAGUGCAAAAGAAAAUUACAAUGACAUAAUGUUCCUUUGGCACUGAUGAUUUAGUUUUGUUCUGUUACCGCAGUAUAUAUGCUGUGGUGGUUAUUAUAUUAAUCUCCUAAACAAGAUAUUCAGUAAAACUCCUUUUAUUUUCCAGCUCUAUUUAUUACAAAUGUCUUGCAGUUUGAGUUUGUUUUAGCUUUCAGAUGAUCAGUGGCGGUAGCAUUUGUGAUGUUCAGUUUGUAGCUGAUGUAAUUCUUUUUUUAAAUAAUCUUUUGUUACUUGAAAAUAAAUGAGCUACGAUAAGGGAUGUGGUAAUAUUUGCAGAGAUGUCAAGGCUGCAUUAAAAUACACACUGUGAACUAAAUCCCAAAUGUUCAAAUUGGAUUAGUACUGAAAAUCCUGUUUAGUGACAUUAAACCACCUUUUUACAUGUUGAGAGUUGUAAGUAAUGCCAAAGUUUUAAUAAAUAACUUUAUUGUA